ACGGAGGACUAGCCUCCGCCUCUGGCUAGCGCGGCCUCCCGGUUGCCAUAGCGAUCACUUCCUGGUCCACGUCGAGGGAGGCCCGAUGGCGGCCCCGGAGCCUUCGGCGGACCUAGAGGAGGCGAGCCUGCUGGCAUGGCUGUUCCGCGGGGCGACCUCGCCGCUGCCUCCGCCCCUGGCGGCGGGGGACGCGGAGCUGGCGACCUACCUGUCGGCGCUGGCGGGGCUGGGCCUGGAGGCCUUGCGGAGGGAACCCGGCCGGUUGGCGGAGGAACGAGCGCAGCUCGGGGCGCAGACGCGGGCCUUGGCCUUCGCCCACUACAAGACCUUCAUCCGCUCCGCCGAAUGCACCGCUGAGACGCGUCGCGGCUUCGGUGGCAUCGAGCAGGGCCUCGACCGCCUCUUGGGCCGCCUCCCACCCUUCGCCGAAGCCUGCCGGUGAGUAGGAGGAGUUGGAGGCCAAGGCUGUCGCCACACUCGCUUUGGGGGCAGGAAUAAUCCUGGAGUGCCCCAUCGUUAUCUUAUGGAACUCACUGCCAUUGGAAUGGGUGGGUUAGAGGGGGUGGGGACUUCCCCUUUUGCUUUUCCUGGCCCAACCUGCUUUCUUCUUCUUUUGCUCCUGCCUCCAGGAACUUCAUGCAGGAGGCUGAACAGAUCGCCCAGAACCGCCGUAUGAACAGCCUGACCCUGAACCUCCACACAGAGAUCCUGGAAGUGCUGGAGAUCCCCCAGCUGAUGGACACCUGCGUCCGCAACAGUUACUACGAGGAGGCCCUGGAGCUGGUGUCUUAUGUCCGCCGCCUGGAGAAGAAGCACGCCACCAUCCCUGUCAUCCAGGUGCAGACAUGUUCUGAGCCUGGCAGGUGCCAGAGCUGCCUUAAGCCAUACGGUGAUAGUAGGUCCCAACCAUUUGCUACUAGAGUUUCAGGACCUGAGCAAAAGCUUGGCGAAGAAAGGCAUCUCCAACCCUUUGCAUUUGUUUUCUCUGCCAUGGCUCACAGAGGCAGAGGUGGUGUGGCUUCUGUGCUGGUUUCCUAAGUUUGAUCCAGGUGAUACCCAAGGCCCACAAUCCUGGACCAUCAUGAGCUGUCAUGUUCUGUUUGUAGAAGCCAGAAUAUUUCUGGAUCUGAGGCUUCUUCUCUUGUUGCCUUUUUUCUUGACUAAGUGCUUAUGUUGCUUAUUGCAGCCAGGGUUUGUGCAUGUGCUGUAGGGAUCUAUUUCUUUGACUUUAAACAAGAGCAGGAUACAAGCCACUGAUCUCUUUAAGUGCAAUCUGUAAAGCAGGGAUAGAUAGAAGGUAGACCACACCCCAUCACUGACUUAACGACUCUUGGCUAAUGUCUAAUUUGCUAGUUGCAGGGAUUCUUGUACAGAAAGCUGAGAUGAGGCAGGCCCUGUUCUGAUCCAGUAAAGCCCUUCUUCCAUCUGCAAAGAAGAAUGCAUUGUUAAGGUCACAACACUUUCUUUAUUUACCAUGUUUAUAUCCCACUCUUCCUCCUAAAGGAACUCAGGAUGACAGCAAGUUAUGCCUCCUUAAAAGCUCCCAAAAGUACACAUCAUUAUAAAAUGCAGUUACCUCAUACCAGGUUUGACUGUGCACUAAGCCCAGUAUUGUCUACUCUGGCAGCCAGAGUGUAUCUACUAUAUCAAGCAGGUAUAUCUACCACUGACCUGUAGACCCUCUCCAUAAGUGAUUACAUGGAUGAUCCAUAAGGACUGUAGUGAAAAUAAAAUAGUUUGUGCAGUAUUGAGAUCAGCAUGGUUUGGGUACCAUGGGUAACAGAAGUUGAUUUUGUCUCUCUUCUCCCUCCCAGGGCAUAGUGGCAGAGGUGCGCCAGUCCACACAGCUCAUGCUUACGCAGCUGAUCCAGCAGCUUCGCACCAACAUUCAGCUCCCAGCCUGCUUGCGCAUCAUUGGCUACCUUCGCUGCAUGGAUGUCUUCACUGAGGCUGAGCUACGAAUUACUUUCCUGCAGGCACGGGACAUCUGGCUACGUUCUAUCCUUGCUGCUGUUCCUGGUGACGACCCCUAUGUGCAUAUUACCAAGACCAUUGAGGCCUGCCGCGUGCACCUCUUUGACAUUGUCACGCAGUACCGUGCCAUUUUUGCUGACGAGGAGCCGCUGGUGCCUCCCCCUGGGCAGGACACCCUCAAUGAAAGUGCCAUCUUCCAUGGGUGGGUCCUGCAGAAGGUCUCCCAGUUCCUGCUGGUGCUUGAGCGUGACUUGCAGCGUGGUGUGGGCAGCCGCCUGGACUCCCUGCUGGGCCAGUGCAUGUACUUUGGCCUCUCGUUCAGCCGUGUUGGAGCGGACUUCCGGGGCCUGCUCAUCCCCAUAUUUCAGCGGGUGGCACUGGUCACCUUCAAGAGAGCCAUGCAGGAAGCUGUGAACAAAUUCCAGGAGGAGAUGAACUCCUACACGCUAAUCUCUGUGCCGGCUGCCUUGGGCAGCAGCAGCAGCACCAUCCCUGUAGCAGUGGCUCCUUCUGCCCAGCCAGGCACCCUCCAGCCCCCCAUGGUGCUGCUAGAUUUCCCACCACUCGCCUGCUUCCUCAACAACAUCCUGGUAGCCUUCAACGACCUGCGCCUCUGCUGCCCUGUGGCUCUUGCCCCAGACGUGGCGGCUACCCUGGAGGAUGCACUUGGCCAGGUGGGGCUCUCUGUUGCUCAUGUGCACCAAGAGGCUGGAUUAAAAAUGGUCCAGAUGUCUAGGUGACAGGACAGAAAUUUGCUAGCAGCAGAGUUUUAGCUGCUUGCAGCCUUAUCUUUAGUUAUACUCCUUGGAGUUUGCUAGCCCUUUUCAGCAACUUGGCAGGUCAUGUUUGUGAGUUUAUGCUUGUUCCCUCUGAUGUUGCUGCUGUCUGUCUGUUCAGGGAUGGGCCUCUGGCUUAUUUCAAGAAGCCCUUUGCAAGCAACCAGUUCAGGCAUCUGACAACAGCAGUCAGUGCUUGCUUUGGGUGGGCUGGAAGAGAGAGAGGAGAGAGAGAAAGUGGUUGACCUCGCCUGUUUUGGCUACUGAACCUGCUCACCACUAGCUCUAACCUCACCCAUAGUCAGCAAAUGGCCCCUGCUGGAUUGCCUGCCAGGAGACUGUGGCACUUGAGAGAUCAAAGUUUCUUAGUCCCUGUUCUAUAAGGUAGUAUGUGACAUCUUGUCACUCAGCUUCUGGGUGUGCCCCAGACCGAUUAGCUGGGCUUUUAUUUUGACCAUUUGAUCAGGCUAGCAUGCUGAGUAGUAUUGCAGUCCCUUCCUUCCACUUGGACACCAAACCAAGAAAUUCUAGCUUCUCUUUUUCUCUUUGCAGGUGACAAAGGUCAUUCUGGUUUUCCACCGGGCAGAGGCUGUGGCCUUCAGCAGCCGAGAGCAAGAGCUGUUCAUUCACUUCUGCAUGGCAUUUCUGGAAGACUUGAUGCCCUACCUCAACCGUUGUCUGCAGCUCCUCUUCCCCCCAGCACAAAUUGCACAGACUUUGGGUAUGGCUGCUUGAAUAGUUUUGGUGGGGAAGGAGCUUGCAGCUGAGCCCUGGCCUGUGGUGGAUGAGUGGCUUCUGCUUGUGACUUUGUGAACAGCACAUUGGUGGGGUGGGGUUGCUUGGUGGUGGUCCUUGUAGGCUUGCAAGUCAUUGAAAUCUGUGCUCAACAGCUCAGGUUACUGCCAGGGGAAGGGAGAGAGAGAGAAUUGGCAGUAGUACAAGGAAUGUUCUCUAGCUUAGGGUUGAUGUAAGAUUUUAACUUCUCAUUUUAAUAUAUUUUCUUUUUUUACUGCUAGGUGUUCCCCCAACACAGCUGCACAAAUAUGGCGGUCUUGGCUGUGUGGAUGAGCAGCUGAUUCAGGAGCUCCUGGCCUCAGUCCUGCCAGAGAAAGAGACUGUCUCUCCCUUGUCUGAGGAGAAAAGGCUGACUGAAGAAAGCCUAGCACCUCCUCCAUUGGACUCGGAACUCCCUGAUGCCAGGCAGGAAGCAGAUCCCAGUGCCCCAGACCCUGUUCUGGAAACAGAAGAGAGCAGUGCAGCUUCUGGUGAUGCCUUGCUGCUGAGUGGUCCUCUAGAAUAGUUUCCACUGGAUUUUGCCUGUUUUCCGGGGUUCCAUGAUACUUGAACCUGACUGAGGAGAGACUCAUUCCUGCGAUGGGCAGGCACAGCUCUUGGUUUGGGGUUCUACUUCAGCACUUCAAGGACAGACUGAGUUGAGCUUUCAUUGCUCUGGUGGGAAGGAAGUUGGGUGUGGACACUGGGAGGAAGGAAUUUUGGUGAAGGUGGAUCAGGGUUUGAAUAAACUUGAUUGCUUGUUUGGUUCUCUGUGUUGUACCUCAGUAUGCUGUACUGUGAAGAGAGUGGGCCCCUGAAUCUUAUCUCCCAAAGCUAGUUGCUUUAGGUAUCAGUCAGUACCAGUUUUUUCUGGGCCUCCCCAUUCACCAAAAAUGCUCGUGUGUCAUCCUUAUCUUCCUCUCCUCUGGAAUUGCCUGAUGCCGUAAGCUGCAGAAUAAAAUGUGUCUCUGCCAGUUUUCCCUUGAUUUCUCAGACUAGGUAUGAAUUUCUUCUUUGGUAAGUCCAACUUGCUGAGUGUGGGAAUCCCACUGUUCUUACCAACUGCUUUGAGUUAUAGCUGUCCCUUCAGAAGAGGGUAAUUACAGGAAGAGGAAACCUGCUAGCC
Podarcis lilfordi (Lilford's wall lizard) is the source of this 4650-nucleotide messenger RNA. Lineage: Eukaryota; Metazoa; Chordata; Lepidosauria; Squamata; Lacertidae. The record is from the annotation of a GenBank genome assembly.